Molecule: messenger RNA, 1984 nt
Organism: Drosophila gunungcola (fruit fly)
Lineage: Eukaryota; Metazoa; Arthropoda; Insecta; Diptera; Drosophilidae
Exons: 2
Coding region: 129-1847 (572 amino acids)
Source: RefSeq, a predicted model, not a curated record
UUCGUUAGGAAUUUCUGUCAAAAUUUGCAAUAAAAUAUUGUUUUUUUUAAAGAAAAAAAAAUGCUGUUGAAACGUUUGCCUUAACAAUUGCCCAACCCCAGGUUUAACAUCAAAAUUCGUGGUCAAAAAUGGAGUCUCAACCCGACUGUGAAUCUUCGGGGCAAAUGGUCAAACAAACUGAAGAAAAACUGCCAAAAUGCUGUUUUGUUAUUACCGUAGGGUCUAAUGGUCACAUCGAAAUUAGUUCUCAUAAACCAGACAAUGUGGCAAAUACGCCAGAAGAUGGAAAAUAUUGUGAUAAUUCCACAUUGACUGACAAGGCUGUAAAUCAAAAAUUUAGCAUAGAUGUGCUGAAAGAUUAUGCGAAUGGUAUCAAUGAUCUUCAAGCAAACUUAGCCGAUGAUCAAGAAGUUAAAAGUCUGAGGAAGAAUAAAAUAAAUGUGGAAUUGCAAAAAACUUUAGUUCUACCACGGUUCGUUAAAAUUUGCAACAAAGACCUGGCGAACAGGCCUUCCUUUGUGGUUCUCGGAGAUGCUUUGGCGCGAAAUCGAGUCAAACAGGAUAUGGGCCAUCCAAGAUCAGAACAAUUAGUUCCCUGCCAUGCCCAACAGCAGACUUCGCGGUCACAUAUUAGUUCCCACGCUGGAUCUCAAACAGAUCAGUAUUGUGCCCAAAAAAGUGUGGAAUUCAACAACAAUAGCACCCAGAAAGGUCAUUCAAAACUAUAUACGCAAAUCGCAGCCCAGGUCCGCCAAAAACUGAAUAGUUUAAAUAAUAAAUCAACGCAAUUGGUUCCCGAAACAAGGAACAAAGCUGGCAACACUUCAUUUUCUCAGAAGCAACAUCAGAAAUUGUCAGAGCAGAUACAGCAGCAACAUCAACUUCAGUUGCAUGAGCAGACACAAAAUGAGCACAACCAAAAGCUUAUAGAAAUGCAGGAGGAACUGCAUAAGGUGACACAGCAGCAACAUCAGUCAAUGCAGCAGUCACAGCAGCAACUUCAGCAGCCUUUCAGCAACACUUCUUCACAUAUGUCCUUCGGUUUCUUACCAAUGACCCAGAAUGGAGCAACACCAGGCAGACCUAUGAUGUAUCCUGGCCAGCAAUUCCUGAGUUCGGCACCGGGCAACUUGUCGAGUUGUUCCUGUUGCAGCUGCAGCAAUUGCUGUUCGCCGAGGACACCUCAAGUCUGCCAAAUGCCCCUGAUUAAGUGUUGCAGCCAGGCUCAAAAUCUGGGACACGGAAGCAACUGCAGCAUGCUGAAACCGGAAAACUAUGCUAACUGCCUCUGCAGUGGCUAUGCUUCGUGCAGUCCAUUUUCGAAUCUGCAACCACAUUCUUCUUUGGCAUUUGAUGGCCAUGCUAAUUCCAUUCAUCAGUACACUCAGCAUAUGAUGCCACCCGUUAUGGGAGCUUCGACUUCUACGCUGCAGAACCAACAAUUAAAUAUUCCCAUUGCCACUGGGUUUUACUCUGGCUGCCCUUGCCAGCCAUUGUGUACUUGCCACCAGUGCUCGCAUUUCAGGAUGCAAGCCCAUCAGCAAUAUUGUUGCCAUUACCCAUGGUUUUUCAACAACCAACAAAUGUAUCAAUCGCAGUUGCAACAGCAACAGUUGCAGCAGCAACAAUUGCAACAGCAACAGUUGCAGCAGCAACAACAACAAUGUGUCUGCUGCCCCAUAAAUCUUAAUAAACGACGUCAAAAUUUAACCAAAGGAGCCGAUGAUGAAGUAAAGGAAAUAUUUUGCAAGAAGCCAGCUGAGAUUCCAAAACAGGAAAACAAGCAGCAACCCGUAAAGCUUAAUAAUCAACCAAUCAGCAAGAAGUCACACAAGAUACAAAUUUGAUUGAUUGGUGGUGCUGCCCAUAUCAAGAGGAAUUCCAUAUCCAUAUCCUCAUUGUAUAUAGCUCGAUUCGGAAGAAGUUGCCUGAUUCUGAGACCCACCAGCACUGCUCUAGUGCCAAGUCUCUUGGCCAAGCGAAU